AUGUCAUCUCCUGCUCCUGUUGGCAUUACUCCCCGUAAACGCGCCCGUCAACCAGAACCAGAAGGUUUGGUUGCUCCUUCUUCCGCACCUGCCAACAACAAAGGUUGGAAAUGUAUCGGUUUUGUGAACCAUGCUGGGGAUCCCAACAUUACCCAUGGUAAACUUGUUUAUGUUCGUAAAUCAAAUCAUAAGGACUACGUGUAUCCUUGUCUACCUCUCGUUCAUGGGACAGACCAAGUGAAGGACGCAAUCGAGGAAAUAAAACUCGUUCUCAACAAGUUCGUAGAUGGUAGUUGCCAGUGUUCUGCCACGAAGAGGCAACUGUGUGGUGAAGCUUUGUUGGAACUUGGGGCUUUGGGAGACGAUGUAGCAAUCGUGGGGGAUCCGGUGAUGAGGUGUUCCGGAUGUUUGAACGACGCAGAAGGCGAGAACGAAGAUGAAGUCGACGACCACGCCUGUGUAGUAGGCAUUGUUCGAGCGACCGAGCCUGUUGGUCGCACUCGGUCUAGUGGUCCGCCUCCGGUGGAGCAAAUUUACAUUGCGACUCCGUGUUUCUAUUGUCGAGCACAACCAAAUGUUUCGUGUUCGCUCAAUAUCAACACUCAUCUUGGCAAACGCCCCAAAGGUGUCGUGAAGAAUGACGCCGCAGACCCCGUGUUGGAGAAAAGUCUUACGGGUCGUCGAAUGUUGGCUGCUUCGGGGUCGUUGAAGCCUUCUGAGAAGAAGUUCUUCUUGAGUGCGUGGGGGGAGUUGGAAGGGUUUGUGCGCAACAUGAAGAAAACGGGUAAAACCCGGGCUUCAUCGUCCAAAACUCCAGAUUGGGCGACAUUCAUGUUGGAUGAGGAGAGCGAGGACGAGGAUUGA
Messenger RNA from Tremella mesenterica DSM 1558, 864 nucleotides. RefSeq lists its product as uncharacterized. The transcript has 5 exons. The record is from RefSeq and is a predicted model, not a curated record. The coding region runs from base 1 to 864 and encodes 287 amino acids. Lineage: Eukaryota; Fungi; Basidiomycota; Tremellomycetes; Tremellales; Tremellaceae.